AUGUCGCAUCCAAAACUUUACGAAACUCGUGGUGCACAUUAUCAUCAUGAAAGUCAAACGACUAGUUUUUGUUUAUAUGCACCUAAUGCAAGAAAUGUUUGGCUUAUAUUAACUGCCUAUGGUAUACAACAAUAUCGAUUACAAAUGAACAAAAAUCAUGAGGGUUUAUGGGAUAUUGUAACAGAUAAAGCUCUACCUGGUCGAACUUAUCUCUACUUAAUUAAUGAUUAUCAUGGAAGAUAUAUGUUACGAACAGAUCCAGUAAGUUUUUCUAUUGUCUCUAAUUUGAUAACUCGACGUGUGCAAUCAGUUGUUCAUGAUGAAAGAGUUUAUACAUGGAGUGAUCAAAAUUGGAUGAGACAACGUGCUCAAACUAAUCCUUUGAAAUCACCAUUGUCUAUCUAUGAAAUUCAACUAAAAUCAUGGAAAAGUAGUGUCUAUUGGCCAUUGAACUUUCGUCAAAUAGCAAGUGAAUUAGUGGCUUAUUGUAAUCAAAUGGGUUUUACUCAUGUAGAAAUGUAUGGUAUAUUAGAACACACCGACAGAUGGGAAUAUGGCUAUCAAGUAGCGAAUUAUUUUGCUCCUUCUCGUUUUAACGGUACAUGUGAUGAUUUAAAGUAUUUAAUUGAUCAUCUACAUCAAAGUGGUAUUGGUGUUAUUCUUGAUUGGAUUCCGACACAUUUUAAACAUUAUCACUUUUUUCAUCAAUAUUCUAUCUCUUUACAUGAAUAUGAUGGUACAAAUUUAUAUGCUGGUACUCCAUCACAAUGGGGAACACUAUAUUUUGAUUUUGAUAAAGAAGAAACACGUCGACUUCUAUUUGCUAGUGCUCUUUACUAUCUUGAUCGAUUUCACUUUGAUGGAAUUCGUUUUGAUGCUGUUAGUCAAAUGAUUCGACGAAAUCAUACGGAUAUUCAAAGUGCUAUUUCAUUUUUACGUCAACUCAAUCAUACUAUUCAUACAUAUUACCCGGGUGUUCUAUGUAUUGCAGAAGAAACAGAAGGUUAUCCUAAUCUUAGUAGAACGAUGAAUUUUGAUUUGAAAUGGAAUAUUGGUUGGAGUAAUGAUGCACGAAAUUUUCUUCGAACACCAUAUGUUGAACGAUCACAACAUUGGAAACAGAAAAUAUUAGAUGUUUUAAAUGGUGCACGAUGGAGCGAUGAUAAAAUGAUUUGUACAUUGAGUCAUGAUGAUACAAAUGAUGGUCCAUUUAGUAGUAAAAAUAUUCUGUUGAAUUGUGUUUCACAUGCUCGAAAUGAUAUGGAUAAAUUUGCUGAUCUAAGAAAUUUAUUUGCAUGGCAAAUAUGUAUGCCAAGUCGUGGUCAUAUGAUACAUAUGGGCGAUGAAGUUGUUCAACCAAUGUCUUGGUUUCAACGAUGUUUUCGAGGUAAGUCAAGUAUGGAUUGGUCAUUAUCGAAUUCAACAUCAUUACAUGGUAAAAUUCAAGAAUGUAUUCGUGAUCUCAAUCAUCUUUACAUUCGUUAUCCACAGUUUUGGGAAUAUGGAGAAGAAGGCUAUUCAUUAAUCUAUGAAUAUGGUGAAAAUCUAGUGAUUGCAUAUCAUCGAGGUAUUUUUGAUAAUCGUCGAGUUGCUGUUAUCCAUAACUUUUCGAAUCGUGGUUACACAUGCUAUGAUAUUCCACUACCAGGAUCGGAUCCUAAUGUUGGACGUAUUCGAGAUGUAGUAGAGAUAUUCAAUACAGAUGAUCUAAAAUAUGGUGGAUCAGGUACGUUUCAAAAUCAAUGGAUUGAAAUUAAACGUAACAAUGGACAAGAUAUGGUAUUCACAGUUGCUCUUCCUCCUCUGUCGACAAUAAUAUUAGAAGAAAAUUUAGUAUAA
Molecule: messenger RNA, 1839 nt
Organism: Rotaria sp. Silwood1
Lineage: Eukaryota; Metazoa; Rotifera; Eurotatoria; Philodinida; Philodinidae
Source: the annotation of a GenBank genome assembly